UGGCCGAGGAGGUCGUGGCAGCAGGCGUGGUGGCCGAGGAGGUCGUGGCAGCAGCAGCAGCAGCGGCAGCAGCAGUGGUGGCAGUGGCAGGAGUGGUGCGCCAUUCCGUGGUGCCGGAGCGCAGGUUCAGCCCGCAUCAGCGACAGUGAUGCUGCGCUUGCUGGACUCUCUCAACGGCCGGGAAGCCUUGUCCCCGCACAAGGAGUGCGCCCGACUGGAUGAGCUGCGGAUCCUGCUGCUGAGAGCUUCGCAGGAAGAACUGCUGCAGUCUGGGCUGCGCAUGGUGCACGCGCUGCUGAACAUUGUGUCCCCAAGCCACCGAGGACCCGCCACAUCUUCAACAGCUGCACGUGGCCGCGAUGGCAGCGUUCGCAUGGCGGCAGCCAAGUGUCUCGGCGUGCUUGUCGCCAGCACCGCGCCAGAGGCCCCUGCUGCUCGCUUCUUCAACACGCUGCACGCAACCCUGCAGCGGGAGAACCUGGAUGUGCAGGGCGAAGUGCCAUUGCUGUUUGCUCUUGGGUGGACGCUGACGCAGGAUGCGGAUAAUGACCGGUUCUCCCUUCACCCGUUCAUGGACAAUACCCUGCAUGCGCUUCGACACGUGCUGGAUGCCUUGCCCUCGCAUCAGGGCCUCAGCCCCAUCUUGCAAAGUCUACAGCUCAUCAGCCACGGUUACCCGCACACGUUUGCCGUCCACUUUGAGGAUAUUGCCGACAUUGCCGUUGGCUGGCUGGCUGAGCCGAGCCUGCCGAGCAAUGCGGUGGUGCUGCUGCAGCGGUUUCUCGGCGGCCUGCACGUGCUGUGGGCGUCCCAGUUGCCCACCACGCUGCGGUUGCUGGAAGCCCUUCUUCAAGACACGCAGCACACGGCAGCGAGACCGACCAAGACUGCCAGCACCGCGGAUGCCGACCACCACGGUAGCGCAGAUGGCGCUGGUGGGAACGGUGCCAGGAGUGACGAAGCCACGGUGUCGCCACAACACGAUGAGCGGCAGCAGCAAGCUGAGCAGCAGUGGCAGAAUCUGACGUCCCGCCUGCGGUGCAUCGCGUGCAUUGUUGUGUCACUGGGGCAGGAAUCCGUAUCCAACCUUUCAGCGGACAUUAAGCUCACCCUCUUUGACAACUUUGUGCCGCCACUUCUUGCUGCUAUGCGCGUGCGCACAGUCCCAUCAUCGCUGCAGCAGCAGUUCAGCGAUGCCACCGCGCUGCUUGCGUGUGCACUUGAGCAACCAUCAACGCAGCACAUUCAUGAUGCUGUGUCGGCGCUGCUCUUCUCGUUGUCCGUUGAACCGUUGACGACGACCACCAUUCAACACACGUGCACCCGCAUCAUACAGGUGCUGUCGCGCAACGGCACCGCCGUCACCGCCGCCGUUGUCACAGAUCUCAUCGGGCCAUCCGCCAAGCUCCCAACGUUUCGCUUCCACACGAAUUCUCGUGUUGUUGAGGCGACGAUGGGGAUUCACCGCCUCUGCUUCCAGCUGAACGACGAGUGCAAGCAGCGCGCGUACGAGUUUGUCAAGGAGGAUUUGUGCAGCGCACACGCACUGCUGCGUGCAGCCUGUACAACGCAGAACACACACGCACGCGGAUCGCAACAGCAGCAGACAUUGCGCGUGAACCACGCGCUGACUGCCGUCGUGUUUGACGCGUUGUCGCUGCUGCCUCUCGCCGAGCAGCCGUCCCUCCCAUCAGCGCUCGUCGCAUCCAUCGUGACCCUCUUUGUCGACCAGCUCAACGUGGCAGACACGCAGGUAUCCCGCGUGUUCCCGGAAGCGACAUACGCUAUGCUGCAGGUAUUGUAUGCAGUGAGCAAGAGCAAUGCAUAUUUCGUCCGGUACGGGCGUGAUCUGCCAUUGCUGCGGCGCGCCGUUGCAUGCGCCUGUGCCUGUCUUGAAGCGGCACACUUGUCGCCAGAGCACCACCUCGUCUGCCUCUUCUGGCUGUCUAAGCUCUGCAUUCAAGUGCGUGCUUGCCAGCAGCAGCAGCCACAACUGCAGCAACAACAACAGCAACAACAACUGCAGCAGCAACAACAGCAGCAACAACAACAACAACUGCAGCAGCAACAACAGCAGCAGCAACAACCGCCGCAGCAACAGCAGCAACAGCCACUGCCCUCACCUACAACCAGGACAGAUGCCAGCGCCAAUUCGUUCAGUAGGGACGAUUGUCCGUCGCUGCAUGACUUGCAGACAGCAACGGAGCUGCAACGUCUGUAUCUGCCACUGCGCGCACUGUGUACCAGCGGCGACCACCGCGUUCGUCUUGGGUGCACCACCCUCAUCCACAGCCUCUUCACGAGCGGGCUGCUGCCACUCGACUUUGGCGUGGCGUUUGCGCUGCUGUGCCUGGAUCGCCUUCAUGAUGUGGACGAGAGCGUGCAGGCCAUGGCCCAGCGCGUCGUGUGCGAUCUCCCUGUGGGUGUGGCCGCCGCCCUGAACGAGAGCGUGACGGCUGCCAUGCACCCCGCUGCUCGCCGCACCCUCUCCCUCGCCGUCAUGUCUGCGCCAGGCGGGCACUCGUGGGUUGGGCAGCGUGACAGCUACGCCUCCCUCGUGCGCGAUGUGCUCGCGCGCGCCGGCGUAUCACCGCGCGUUAUCGCCUCGCUGCCACCAGCGCCAACAGCAGCGCCAACAGCAGCAGCGACAUCACGCGCGACUGCUGCAUCUCACAGCGGUGAUAGCGCCACGGCUCACAGACAACAGCCCGCUGCCGGUGCUGGGGCGCAUGCGCGUGUUCGCGGUGAGGUCGGUGGGGGUGAGCGACGUGGUGGCCGCGGCCGCCAGCGUGAUGUGCUCACGCUGGAUGGGCAGCACGACACGCUGAACCGUCUUUUUCGCACGAUUGCCACCAGUCGCCUGCACCCGCACGACCACGACGAGCAGCAGCGCCGGUACCACACGUCCGUCAUCGUCACAGCUGGUGGUGCACUGCCAUCCGAAGCUGCGGCAAGACAACCCGGGGUGACAGCCACGACUCGUGACGCAGGCUUGGAUGAUGCUGCUCAGCGUGUAGGAACACGACAGACCACGGGCUCACAACAACAACAACAAAAACAACAGCAGCAGGAAGAGCAGCAGCGCCAGCAGCAACAACAGCACGGCUUGCGCGCGCACACGUGGCUGUCGACCGCAAGCCUGAGUCAGGAUGUCAUUGAGCAUUGGGCGUUGUUGAGUGUUGCGGUGCAUGUUGUGCAUUCGCAAUUGGCACAGGCGACCGGCCAGCAAGUAAAGUCCAUCUUGGCGCCGUUUGACAACGCGCUGACAGAACUGGCAAAGGCUGCUCUGGAGCAUGAUGCUGUUGUUGCUCGCCGCGCCGCCCUCAAACAACAACAACAACAACAACAACAACAACAACAACAACAACAACAACAACAACAACAACAACAACAACAACAACAACAACAACAGCAACAACAACGACAAGGGCAGCGCAUCUCGCAGCGUCACCGCGCAGUUCAGCAGCUGAUUGCGCUGUUUGAUGCGCUGGAGCGACAGCUUCGCAACGUGCUUGGUGGCUGUACACUCCUGCCGCCCGCUCAGCCCUCAACACGCAUACGCCUCCUCUCCAAGCAGCGUGACCCGCGGCCCUGGCUGAAGCAGCAGCGCGCACGCCUGCUCGUUGCAAGCAGCGCAAUUGGCAACGCGAGUGCCACGGUUGCACACGGCGUUGAGCGCUUGCAACACAUGCUGCAAGACAUUGGGCGCAUGGCAGACGCACCCCACUCCAAGCACGCGCUGCAACUGGAGAUGACGGUGCAGUACCUGGCGACGGCUGCACUGCAGCUGCGACUGCCACAUCUCCUGCAUGGCAUUCGCAUGUGGGUCAAGGCCAUGUCCCCGCCCACACUCGCGCAGGCGUUGGUGUCGCGAUCCUGGAUGCCGUGGCUGCUGCCGUGCGAGCUGGAGGCAGCGGGAAAGGUGGACGAAGCACUGGCAGAGUACGACCGCGUUGUGUUUGCCUGUUGGCUGGCGAUGGCACGGCAGACACAGCUUGACCCCGCCCGCCUUCGUGCAUUCGCGUGCCUGCAGGCACUUGGUCUGCACACCGCCGCCCCUGGCUUGGCCGUUGAAAACGCAGGCCCAAGCACGCUUUCCUACACGAUGCAGCGAAUGCUGUCGUUGGCAGAGGCCAUCGCCGACUGGGAGCGCAUCAACACAUGGCACGAGGCAACCACACUGCUGAUCUCAGACCUGCAAGUUGCCGUUCGACAGCACCAGCAGCACCAGCAACAGAGCAAAACUUUGGCAAACGGGCAGGACGCGGUGGUGCAGGCGGCUUCAGAGGCAGCCAGGCGCGCUGCCGAAGCGAUGAAGGGAUAUGCGCACACCCUCACGCGAACCACGCAUGAUGCAGAGUUUGCACAAGCGCUGUGCGCGUUUGAUGAAGGUCAGCUCGACAAAGCGAAAGCGCUCCUCAACAACAGUAGCAGUGUCGCCGGCCCUUACGGUGGCGACGGUGGUGGCGACGGUGAUGGUGGCGGUGGUGGUGAUGAUCCGUUCAGCGCGAAUGAGCACUGGACGCUGCAGGAGCAGUUGCGCGUGUGUGAGCGGGAGACACUCAGUGCUCUCACGUUACGUGCCAAUGGCGGUGGCAUCGAUGAGAUUGCCAUCACUCGAUUGGAGGAGACACUGUCGUUCAUGCAGCGCCUCUCUGCUCUGGCUUCCCUCGACAACAACGCGGCUGCAGUGGACGCUGCCAUGCUCGGCCAAUGUGUCUCAGCCACGUUGGCUGGGCUUCGAUGCUCUGCUCGCCAGAUACACCAACACCAACACCAGCAGCAGCAGCACCACCAGCAGGGGGACGUGUGUGCGUCUGCGCCAUGCUUCCCACUGCACGCCUUCUCACCACUGAGUCGUCAGCCCACGCGCAGCCCGACCUUUGGCGGGUGGGUGCGGUUACUCCGUGUCGCGUCUCGCUUCUCUUCCACGAUGCCUGACCAGCUCCCUUCGUCGAGCGUUGACGCGCUUCGCAUGCAAGUCGUCCGCCUGGCGCGCAAGACGGGCAACAUGCGGCUGGCAGCGCGUCUGCUCAACCAGGGGCUGGUUACUCCCUCAGCCUCACUGGAUGUGGCGUACGAGAGCUCAAAGGUACUGCAGGCGCAAUGCCUGCAUGUGGACGGCGUGUCACGCUUGUGGGAGGUCAUCUCAAACGGCAUGCAGUGGGUGCACAGCACACGCCGCGCCGACCACCACCACCAGCAGCAGCAGCAGCAGCAGCAUGUACACGAGUUUCAACGCCAACACGAGCAGCCCAGCGAAGACACAUUGUGGAAUCACCCAAUGCUGCGCGUUGCGCAAUUUGGAAAGGGGCCACUGCUGUGUCGAGCGCUGCUGCGCUUCGCACGCAUUGUUGGGUUUGAACCCUCAGCAACGUCCACACCUUCCUCGUUGGCGAUGGCGUCGCAGCGGGCGUAUGAUGACGUGCUGCGCGCCGUGACGCCUGACAUGGCCCAGCAGCUCUUGAGCUGGUCAGAUGAGGCAGCGGGGUGGAACCAGCAUGCAGCCGCCACAGCGCCAUCAACGCGGUCAGCAGUGUCAUCAGCACCAGCAUCAGCCUCGUCAUCGUCAUCGUCAUCGUCAUUGUUGUCUGCUGGCGUGUUUCCGAUUCGCCACGAUGUCACUGCCAUGCUGGACCCAUCAUCUCUGUCCCCACCGUCUUCUCUGUCGUCGUCGUCGUCAUCAUCAUCAGCAUCCCGCCGUGGGCUGACGCUGCUUGCUGGACGUGCGGUCCACCUCGCGCUUCAGCUGCAACCAGGCUUCGCGAAGGCGCGGGCGGUGUUUGCUGGUUGGUGCUACGCGCGCGGUGUUGAGGCGUUGGAGCGUACGGAUCCCUCCGGUGCGUCAGCGCCAGCGACGCCCACGACCACCACGACUGCCCCCGUCACGCUUGACAGCAGCUUGGCGGCACAAGCAGCAUCUUCCACCCAGCACGCCUCACUGGCAGCAUCAGCGGCAGCGGCACGCGCUGGCAAGGAGCAGCAGCAUCGCAUUGCGCUGACGGCCGAGGAGCACGCGAUGGCCGUGUCGCUGCUGCAGCCGCACAUUGACGCGCUGCAGCGGUACGAGCACACCCGCCACAGCGGGUUCGACCCCACACCCGCCGUCCUUGAUGCGCUCAUGAUGGGCCACGUUCGCGACGACUCCAUCAGCGAAGGCGAGGGAGAGGCGACACGGACCAGUGUCCUUGCUUCUGUGCAGGCACGGCUGCUUGAGGCAAUCCACAAGCCGCCGCCGCAGCUUGUGCAGGCGUUGGUGGACCUGUGGCAGCGCAUCCACACGCGCGUCACGCACCUGUACAAGGCGGCCGCAGCGUCCUACUUCCAGUACCUGCAGCUGAAAAUAAGCGGAUCAACGGGAGUGCUGGACGCGACAAGCGACGCCAAUAUGGACGACGUCACGCUCACAGCGACGCUGCGCCUCCUGCGUCUCCUUUCCCGCUUUUGGGUGGACCUGCAGCCCGUGCUCGCGCACGGCUUUGCGCAGACGCCGGUCCAGCCGUGGCAGGCGGUUGUGCCCCAGCUGUUUUCGCGCCUUGGCUCACCAUCACGCUUUGUUCGGCAAACACUGACAUCGCUGCUGUGUCGCAUCGGGCGGACUGCCCCGCACCUCGUGCUGUACGCGGCUGUCGUGGACGCCGCGCCGCAGCAGAGCGAUGGAAAGGCGGAGGCGGAGACGGAGGCAACAGCCACCGCCGCCAACACCCGCACCACCGGUACUGCUGGUGAUAACAGUGACACCAGCAAGGGCGAGAGCGGUGACCACAGCCAGGCCGGUGCAGGGGUGGGUGUGGACGAGGACGCCAACCCACAUGCGGUCAUUCGGCGGUCGCUGCUGGAGCACAGCGGGGACGUUGUGCGUGAGUUGGAGGGCGUCAUCGCAGAGUUGCAGCGCAUCACGGUGCUUUGGGAAGAGCGGUGGUGGCAGCUGCUGCACCACCAGCAAGGCAGGGUGAGCCGUUGCAUGCAGUCGCUCUCCAGCAUGCACGAGCGUCUCAUGGCGAACAGUGAUCUGGAGGCGAAGAAGAAGGACAGGCUGCUGGUGGACAACCACCGCCUGACGCUGCUGCCUGUGGUGUCUGCAAUGCAGAAGCUGUAUGAUGAGACGAUUGCACGCGGGCCGGAAACGCAGCACGAGCGCGAGUUUGUGAAGCGGUUUCGCGGCAUCAUUGAGCUCACCAUGAGCCAGCUUGACACGCCGGUGCUCUCCCGUGAUACGUACACGGCAGCCAAGGCAUGCGCACCCUUCCACACGUUGGCUGAGGAGAUGAAGCGAGCCGUGCUUUCACGCACAACGCUCAAGCUGCAGGACAUUUCGCCCUUGCUUGCAGGCAAGACAGGCACGGGUAUUGCCCUCCCGGGACUCUUGCAAUCGUACAACCAGGCCGACGUCGCCCGCAUCGACAGGUUCCAGGCGAAGGUGACGGUUCUGCCGACGAAGACAAGGCCGAAAAAGAUCCGCAUUCAGGGCUCGGAUGGGCGCACGUACACGUAUCUGUUCAAGGGCCUCGAAGACCUGCACCUUGACGAGCGCAUUAUGCAAUUUCUCGACGUUGUCAACAUCAUCUUCCGCAACAACGCCCCCAAGGCCACGACAACAGCGGCGCGUCUGCACUGCCGCAACUACCACGUGACGCCGCUCGGCCCGCGGUCUGGCCUGAUCCAGUGGGUGACGGGCGCCCGCCCUGUGCUGGACCUGUACAAGCAGUGGCAGCAGCGGUCGUACACCCUUGCCCGCGCACACUACGAGCAGCAGUUACGUGCACGACGACAACAACAACAACAACAGCAGCAGCAGCCGCGCGGCCGGCAGCAGCAACAGCAGCGAGAGCAACAUGACACAGCACCGCUGCCUGCACCUCCGAAUCCGCCACAGUCGGCGACGUCUCUGUUCUUUGCGCGACUCACACCGCUGUUGCGCAAGUGCGGUGUUGGCGAAGCAGACCUGUCCCGCCGGUCGCAGUGGCCGAUUGACGCCCUCCGACAUGCACACAUGCAGCUCGUCCGCGAGACGCCAGCCGACCUCAUCUCAAGCGAGUUGCUUCUGGCAUCAAGCAACAGCGCGGAGUGGCUGAACAUGACGCAGCAGUACAUUGUCAGCCUUGCCGUCAUGUCCAUGGUCGGAUACAUUAUUGGUCUCGGCGAUCGCCAUCUCGACAACAUCUUGCUCGAUGAAGUGACUGGAGAAAUCAUCCACAUUGACUACAACAUUUGCUUCGAUAAAGGUCUCAAGCUGCGCGUGCCGGAGAAAGUUCCCUUUCGCCUUACGCAGAAUUUCCUGCACGCACUUGGCCCAGGCGGUGUCAGCAGCGGCUUCAAGCAAACAUGCGAGCACGUGCUGUCGCUGCUUCACGGCCACCGCGAAAUCCUUCUCACACUCCUGGAGGCGUUUGUGUACGAUCCCCUCGUCGACUGGACAAAGGACAUUGAAGGAGCUGCAGAACAGAAGGCCAUGGAGCGCAACAUCGGGCACAAUCUCCUGGCUGCACGCGUGGCGGAGUUGCGUACACGCAUUCUCACCAGCCGCCGCCAGCUUGCAAAAGCACUGCACGACUUUGAGUCUGUGUUUGCACACGCGGCCGUCGUCUUCUCUUCGUUGCACAGCGCUAUCGACACGGCCACACAGCUGAUGGAAGAGCAAGCAGCGCUGCGGUCUCUCGCUCAGCAGCCCGAUGCACACGACAUUCUCCACUCCCUGGUGGCCGUCUACCAGCGAGAGCAAGACGGUGUCACUCAGGUUCAUGCGAGCGCAUCGAAGCUGCGCAAGUGGUUGGCGUCGUGCCAGCGAUGGCACAAGCAGCAUGAGGCCGCGUUUGAGACAAUACAGUCACAGAAACUUGCCGAGGCGUUUGCGGUGCUGCUUGAUCCGGCCGCUGCCACGGCCGCCGUGAGUGCAGCCGCCACACGACCAAACAAACAGGCACUGCAAUAUCUCGAGGCAUACGGAAAGCACGAGCUUGCGCAUGAGUUUGAAGCGGCCAGUGCUCGCCUGCGGGAAGCCCAAGAGCGGCGCCACCAGCUGCUUACAACAUGUGCUCGCGCCCUCAGCCGCUAUCUCGAUAUUGCCCGCUCCUCCUCUCCAAACCUCGUCCAGCGCAGCAUGCACUACCACUGGAUCCGGCUGCUGCAGCGCGUGCUCGAGGCUGGCGGUGAUCAGAGCACAUGUGCGGCUGUGAUGGAGGAGGCAGAUGCCCUCAAUAGACCAACGCCACAGGCGCAGGCAAUUGCUCAGGCUGAGCACGGCCUGGCUGAUGCCGCACGUGCUUUGGAGGCGACGGAAUCCCAGCUGAUUUCGCACGCAGCAGAUCCGCUCGGCCAGCUCUCGAAGAAGCUGCACGACAGGCUCAACGUGUUUGGGAAUGUUGUGCGGACGGACAAGUUGGGCAAAACGACGCUCGAGUGCGCAGUCUUGCGAAUCAUGACGCAAUAUCUGCAAGACAUUCAAGAGGGGGAUGCAUUUAGCGCACUUUCCAUCAUGGGUGAUGACGCGCCGGAUGCGGAGCAAAGUGGUGGCUCGGUCCUGUCCUCCAUGGCACUGCUUCUGCACACAAUUGCAGCGCGUCGGCCCACCGCAUCACCUGCCCCCCGUGGCGACGACAAGCAUGGCCAUGCCAGUGGUGCCAACGACGGCGACGGCGAAAAGGAUGAUGCUGGAUUCACCUGUGCUGACUCAGGCGCAAGCGGUCCGCUUGCCUAUUCCUUCUCAGUUGCUGAAGAGGCUGCAUUGCUGCAAGGCGCCUCAGCAACAGCAGCAACUGGCAGCUGUGCCGAUGACGCUGUGGCCGUGCAGUGCACACCACUUGUGCGGAUGUUUGCGGUGCUGGCUGCGCUGCACGGUGCUCGCCGUCGCGCCCGCCAGGCGGUGGCGUCGCUGCUGGCGAUUGUGCAGAGCGACAAGGACAGCUUCGUUCGGCGGGAACUGGGGGGUCUGCUGCUGCACAUCGGCGACCUGACCGUGGUUGGUCGUAUGCUGCAGCGCGCCAUGACGCAGCACCAGCAUCAUCGCAAGCGUGGUGGCGGUGGUAAGACAGCAGAGGAUGACUGCACCACAAGCGUCAGGGAAGCGAACAGCCACCUUCAGCUCAUCCUCACACGCGUGCAAGAGACACUGAGUGGCUUCAGCGGCGAAGAUGCGACAACAGACAGCACAUCAGCCGCAGGUGAAGGCAGCAAGGAUGAGCAGCAGCAGCGACAGCAGCAGCAACAGCAGAAGCAACAACCGCCCCAGCAGCAAGCGGAGCCGCUUGCAAGGUGCAAGCGUGUGCUGCGUGAUGUCAUGGCGUGUGCCGACGGUGUCGUGACUGCACUGCUCAAGUUGCAGCAGAGCGUGGAUGUCAACGACAAGAAGUGGCCGUUUGCAUGGGCCAGCGUUGUGCCUCACAUCGGCGCAAGCCGCAGCGUAACAGCGGGCGAGCAAGCCCGCUUGCUCACGUCGACAGCCGGCGUGUGGAUGCAGCUCUCCUUGCUACAGCAGGUGGUGCAAGCGUGCCACACGCUGUGCUCCAGCUUCUGGGAACCAGACCAUGCUGUGCGUGAUUCGACAGUGGGCAGGCAGGGCGGUAGAAGUGCACACAUGAGCAGCACAACUGCCAGCGGGGCCAUUCGCGCGUUGGACUGCGCUGUGGACGAGUGCGUGUGUGUGCCCGUGGAGCGGAUGUUUCUUCCACCGCGUGCCAUCACGUCGUUUGUAGAGGCGUUUAUGUGCGGGCGGCUGUGUGCUGUGGGCUUUGAUGGGCACCAGCACGCGUCGAAGCGGUGGAUCUCGGGUGCUCCUGCUCCCGCCCUGCACGAGCUGGUGCAUGAAGGGGUGCAGCAGUGCGUGGGCAACGGCACGGCGCGCACGGAUCGCAUCGACGAAUACGAGCGCGAUGUCACCGCGCUGGUGCACAAGAACGCGCGCGUCCUGCAAUGUGCGCGCACGCACGCUCGCCUGGAUGUUUGCCGCAAGCAGCUGCAGGCGGUGCGCGAAACAUUGCACGCGUUCCGCUGGUUGUAUGCGGCUGAGCUGGAAACCACCACUGAAGCGACAACAGCAGCAACAGCAACGGCAGCACAGGGUGGUAGCGUGACGGUAUUGCGUGGUCCGCACCGCGAUGGCGGCGGUGGCGGCGGUGUGUUGAUGCUGCGGCGGGCGGUACAGGAGUUGAUGGAUCUGGCAAGCAGCGUGAUCAAGACCAACGAGGCGGUGGAGGCUGCUGAUGCGGAUAUGCAGCAGCGGGAGAAGGCGGCGCGCGACUACCUGGCGUGGGGCGCAGGCAACAGCGAGGACACGACUGCACUGCUGCACACGUACAAUACGGAGGUGCACGGGCGAAGGGAGGCGGCACGCAAGCUGGCGGGCCACGCGGCGCUGCUGGGCGGCGUUGCCAACGCGCUGUCGCACUUUGAGAUGUACCGCUUGCGCACGCAGUGGCGGGAGGAGCUGCACACCACGUGCAUGCGGCUUGUGGGCGCGUACAGUACGGCCGUUGCCAGCAGGAAGCGCGCGCAACACGACGCCGCUCAGCUUGAGGCACGGCUGCCGCCUGGCCUGAAGGCGUUUGCGCCGAACGGGCACGUGACGGAGGAGUGGCAACAGCGCCGCGUGCGCGAGCUGCCAGACCUGCUGCGUAGCGCCCAGCGGGAGCUGAUGCAAGCUGCAGGGGACGUAGCUCCACAGCAGCAGGCGCUGUCGGGUGCUCUGGCCCGAGCCAAGGGCGGCGUGGGGGAGCUGAGAGCUGUGCUGUCGUCUGUUGGCCCACUGCUUCGCCAGGUGUCGCGGGCUGGGGACUCGGCCGCCCAGCACCUGCUAACGUCUGCGGACGCGUGGCAGGCGGAGAUGGACGAGGUGCUGCAGGCUGCAGCGGCGCUGGCCACUGUCAGCAUCGCGCCUGUUGUUGACGGGGUCGUGGGCGAGGCAGGAGGGCAUGCGCCCGUGGCGAGCGCUGGCGGCAAGGAGCGGCAGCUGCCACAGCUGUUGCUGCUGCAAUUGGAGCGCAUCAGGAAGGAGGAAGGACCAGCAAGGGACAUGGGGAAGGGUGGCAGCAAGGCCAGGGCAAAGACGCGGCUGGAGCAGCGGCACACCAGUGACAUCGAUGACGAAGACAAGGGCGACAGCCCGCUGGUUGUUCGGCUGCUGUUUGACGAGACGCAUGCGCGCAUCGGCAACAAAGUUGUGGCGGCCGCCCACUUGCAUGAUCGCAUCCUUGAGCUGCAAACGGCGGCUGGGGGUGAAGGCGGCUCCAGCGAGCAGACGCCCGACGUUGGUGGUGCUGGUGGUGCUGGUGAUGGUGGUGAUGGUGGUGAAGGUGGUGGUCAUGGGUAUGGGGAUGGUGAUGGUGAUGGUGCUGGUGAUAGUGGUCGUGCUGUUCAUUCGGCGUCGGCGUCUCAGACCCAAGCAGGAGCGCCACCACAGCAGGGGCAAAUCGACCGGGAAGUAGCGCUGCAGUUGCCGCAGCAAGCGAGAGGGCGGACCGGCGCGUCUUCGGUGUCCCUGCUGUUUGAGCGAAACGCCAUGCCCACGCGCACGCGCACGCCAAGCACUGGACGGCGCAGCCGAAGUAGUAGCGUGGGCCGCCCUCGCUCGGCCAGCGGCACACAGGAGCGGGAAGGCAAUGACGAGAUGGCGGGGGAUCAGCGCCAGCCCCACCAGCAGCAACAACAACAGCAGCAACAGCCACACCGAAAACAGCACCACCACCAGCAGCAACAGCAGCAACGCAAGCGGAAGAAGAACACGUAUGCGGUGCAAGUGUGGCAGAAGGUGAAGGAAAAGCUGGAGCACAAGGAUGGCGCGGAGGCUGGGUGUGUGCUCACGGCUGCUGAGCAUGUGUCGCUAUUGUUGAAGGCUGCUACGGCCAAGGACAACCUCGCCACCAUCUUUGAGGGCUGGACGUCCUGGAUAUAGCUUCUGUUGUGUGUGAAUGUGCGUGUGUGUGAAUGCGUGUACGUGUGUGUGCGUGUGUGAAUGCGUGCGUGU
Molecule: messenger RNA, 12958 nt
Organism: Salpingoeca rosetta
Lineage: Eukaryota; Choanoflagellata; Craspedida; Salpingoecidae
Exons: 23
Coding region: 149-12886 (4245 amino acids)
Cellular component (GO): nucleus
Molecular function (GO): kinase activity; protein binding
Source: RefSeq, a predicted model, not a curated record